Messenger RNA from Paracoccidioides lutzii Pb01, 684 nucleotides. RefSeq lists its product as hypothetical. The record is from RefSeq and is a predicted model, not a curated record. Bases 1 to 684 code for a protein of 227 amino acids. The transcript has a single exon.
AUGAAGUUCUCCACCUUUUUGGCAGUAGGGGCUGCCCUUGAAUCUGCUGAGCUGCUUGUUGCGGCUGCGGUCAUCCGCCGAGACAACCCGACGACGACUUCUUGGGCAGAAAUAUCAGAAGCGACAACGUCAAUGCCAGCGGCUGCACUCACAGCGGCACAGACAACGACUUCAUGGGCCACUCUCUCGACAGCUAAUACCGACAGCCCUUGGGUAACUCUCACGACAGCGAGUCCAAUUCCAACUAAGGUGGACGUUGACCGCCGGAACGUUGACGUCGACCGUCGGAACGUUGACGUCGACCGCCGGGACGUUGAUGUCGACCGCCGGAACGUUGAUGUCGACCGCCGGAACGUUGACGUCGACCGCCGGAACGUUGAUGUCGACCGCCGGAACGUUGACGUCGACCGUCGGGUUGUUGACAAGGUCGACCGUCGGAACGUUGACGUCGACCGCCGGGACGUUGAUGUCGACCGCCGGGACGUUGAUGUCGACCGUCGGAACGUUGAUGUCGACCGCCGGGUUGUUGACAAGGUCGACCGUCGGAAUGUUGAUGUCGACCGCCGGGACGUUGACGUCGACCGUCGGGUUGUUGACAAGGUCGACCGCCGGAACGUUGAUGUCGACCGUCGGGGUAACAAGGUCGACCGUCGGAACGUUGACGUCGACCGUCGGGUUUGUUGA